CCAGAAGAGUUUAGUUUUCUGAGGGCUUGAGUCUUUGAGUAUAACCUCAUUUUCGACUGUUUGCUUUCCCAAUCCCGAGCUCUCUGGCCAUUUUCAUUGCAACAAUACAUCAAUGCUUCUUACCCCUUGCCCCUCAAUUGUAUUCUACCAAAGUCCAGAUCAACUCUCUACAAUCUGCCACUAGAAACAAAAUACUUCAACUCUCCUCAAUUUCCCAAUCAUCGCAAUGCCACCCACCGAACAAAAAAUCCUCACCACCUUCCUCCUCCCUCCGUCCUCCCUCCCUCAGAUCAUCUCCCUCGCCUCCUUCACUCUCCUCUUCCCGCGCGCUGUCCAAUCAUCCCCUGCUAUCCGAACUCUCUACCGGGACCUCCAGCAUCAGCGCGCACAAAUAAUUGAUAAUGUCUCCACAGCAAUCGAGCAAGAAGUACGAAGAGGAAGCGCGAUGGAGAGAGCUGUUGUGAGGAGGAGGAGAGGAGAUGAGAGAGUUAUAGAGGAUGAUGAGGUGGGGGUGGAACGAGCUCUUUCCAACUCGGUUCAAAUAUCCAACCUCCCAUCUUCCCAUCCUCACUCCCUCCAUUCCAUCCUCCCUCCUCUCGAAGCAGCAAUCGAAGACCUCGAAGACGAAAUCGCGCGACUAGAUGCGGAAACCGAAGAAUUAUUAAACGAGAUGAAGAAUACAGUGGGGGGGUUGAGUGAUCUUAGGUAUGGACGGCUCGCGAAUCCGGGGAUAAGGGGACAAGUUUUGGAAGGUUUGGAGAGAGUCGAGGAGGCUGCUGCUGCGAUAGCAGGUGGAAAGUGAUUGGCAUAAAUGGGACAUGGAUUAAUAUUACCAGUGAAAAGUUCUGGAGGAGAAAGACAAGGCGAUAUAGUCAAUGAGGGUAAUGAAAGUCCGCAGCGUUUUAGGACGACCAGCGACGAGACACAAGGCUCGCGCAUUGGGUAUUGAGGAUUCGGCAUCAAACAGCCAAGUGCGUUCACACAGGCGCAAAGGUCGCAGUGAUGCAUCACUACCAAGAGUGAAGAUGUACAGGUGGACACACGUUGGACGUUGCGAUCUGUUUUCCCCUUCCUUAGAGUCUGCCUCCACGGCAGUGGCUCCCAGAGGGUCAGCGGAGCGUCAUUCACAGGCACAGUAGACAUGGAAAGGAUUUAGCCAGGCGUAAGGUUUG
Molecule: messenger RNA, 1172 nt
Organism: Botrytis byssoidea
Lineage: Eukaryota; Fungi; Ascomycota; Leotiomycetes; Helotiales; Sclerotiniaceae
Exons: 2
Coding region: 227-802 (191 amino acids)
Biological process (GO): chromosome segregation
Cellular component (GO): kinetochore; Mis6-Sim4 complex
Source: RefSeq, a predicted model, not a curated record